This is a messenger RNA of Rhizophagus irregularis DAOM 181602=DAOM 197198, 945 nucleotides long. RefSeq lists its product as uncharacterized. NCBI's taxonomy places the organism in Eukaryota, Fungi, Glomeromycota, Glomeromycetes, Glomerales, Glomeraceae. The record is from RefSeq and is a predicted model, not a curated record.
AUGUCUGACUUUAGAAGGGCUUGCGUUUUACAUCAACCUUUAUUCUUCAAAAAUGAUGUGUUUACACAUAUUAAAAACCCCAAAAAAGAUUUAAAUAUUGAUCAUGAAAAUAUUUCAAUAAACUCAAAGGCUUAUCAUGCUAAUCUUUUAUACACUCGAUGGAAUUCACAUAGAACAAAACAAAUUUAUUCCCAAAGAUUAGGAAUUUCUUUCGACAAGAUGAUUCACGCUCGUGAUCGUUACUCUAUCACACAUCUUAAUAAUAAACAUAUAUAUAGAAAAAAGCUUACCAACUUUUCAAUUGAACGUAGUCACAACCCACGAGUGAGCAAGGCUCAAGAAAUUCAUUUUGAUCGGGCUAAAAGACGUAUUUUCCAUAAGAAAGAACAUAAUCUACUCGAUCUUGAACAUCACAAAAUUGCUACUGCACAAAGAUAUCGGUUUAUGUUUACCAAAUCACAAUUUGUUCUUAGACUCAUCAAACACCUUCUUUACAACCACGGUCUCCAUCAUAGAAAUUAUAAAUUUUGGACCCCCUUUUUUGGACGCUCUGGUAAAAGGAUUAGGACUACCACAUUUGACGACACUUCAUCACCUGUUCUUAAUUCUACAGUGGCCCCGUACAACCUGAUCCCUAAUAUGUUUAUUCCCUACAAAUACAGAAAUAUAAUUCCUAAGGAACCACUUUACACAGAUGAGGGUGUAUACAUAGUUCCAGAAGAUGCUAUACUUCAUGGGACUUCAUUUAAUCGUGUUAAUAUACGAAAAUAUACAGCUUUUACGUUAACUAAUGGUGACCAUUUUCAUUACGAGAUGACAGAAUUUAAAGACCAAUAUUUGGAAUCUGAUGAUGAUAAUACCAAAUCACGCAUUGAUAUGCAAAUGAAUAAUUUCUCCGCACAAUUUAAAGAUAUCUUCAAAAGGCAUAUUGCCAACAUCCCAUGA